GCCUUCAAAUCUAUCCGAUAACUUCUUCAUGGCGACUGCGUCCGUUUCCUGUUCUUUCCUUGCGCCGCUGUCCAGCUCUAUUCUCCGCCGCCACACCGCCUUCUCGGCCUCCUACAACGCUUCGCCACGGUGGAGAAGACGCCGCCACCUCCUCCCGCUCGCACAGGGCCCCGAUCUGCUUGGCGACUUUGGCGCCAGAGACCCUUUCCCGGAGGAGGUGGAGAGCAACUUCUGCGAGAACGUCCUUGGAAACACCGAUACACUUCACCGAAUCCUGAUCCCUAACAUCUCCGCCCUCUCUCUCGCCCAGAUAAGCUGCGAGCACAUUUCACCCUCGCAACCGCCCAUCUCUGCAGAGGAUGCCGAGAGGCUUCUUAGAAAGGUGGUUGGUUGGAGGUUAGUGGAUGGUGAAGGAGGAAUGAGAAUCCAAUGCCUAUGGAAGGUGAGAGAUUAUAGAUGUGGAGUUGAACUCAUCACUAGGAUUUAUCAUGUUGCAGAGGCUGCAGGGCAUUGUUUUCCAAAUCUUCAUUUGGAACAACCCAACCAAGUUAGGGCAGAGCUGUGGACCGCAUCAAUAGGUGGAUUGACUACAAAUGACUUCAUUUUGGCUGCUAAAAUAGAUCUGAUUGAGACAUCUGAUCUACUUCCUAAGAAGAGAAUCUGGGCAUGAUCACAAGUAUAUAUUGCUGUAUACUGUGGAGAGUUGAAAUCAAUAUUUCUGACUUCAGUAAUCAGUUAUGCAAGUGAUUUCUUAUUAUUCUAAUUCUUAGGUACUUCUAUGAUAUUGCAUUUAUUACCUGAAAUGCUUCAGUUUUGUGAUUGUUUUUUCAAAGCAGACUACAGCAGUUAUCUCGUUAUUGUCCAGUAAGGUUACUGGUUUUGUGUAAUUCAUGAUGGAUGAACACUGAACAUAAUGGCAAGACUAUUGGUUUAAUUGCUUCCUCAUUCAGGAAAAAAUAGGUAGGGACGUUUGUUCAAUGUUAAUGGUGUUUGACAAUUUUUUAUGUAGUACUUUUUGUUUGGAUAGAUCUUCUCUGUGUGGCUUAAUUAAUCUGUUGGUACGAUCAA
Molecule: messenger RNA, 1068 nt
Organism: Zingiber officinale
Lineage: Eukaryota; Viridiplantae; Streptophyta; Magnoliopsida; Zingiberales; Zingiberaceae
Product: probable pterin-4-alpha-carbinolamine dehydratase, chloroplastic
Exons: 3
Coding region: 29-670 (213 amino acids)
Biological process (GO): tetrahydrobiopterin biosynthetic process
Cellular component (GO): plastid
Molecular function (GO): 4-alpha-hydroxytetrahydrobiopterin dehydratase activity
Source: RefSeq, a predicted model, not a curated record